AAAAAUACCGAAGUUCCUUGGUCACGUUUACAAAUGGCGACUACACUCAAAGGAAUAUUCUCAUAAAAUUUGAACAGUGACACGCUUUAGAUUUGUAUAAAAAUGGCAGCUAGACAGUAUCAUUUGAAAUUUGACAAAUCUGCGGCCUCUGCUGUGGAUGCAUAUGCUGAGUAUAAAAGAAUUGUGGGAGAUGAUGAUGGAGGUGUUAUGUUUACACCUGAUCAGUAUGAAGAUUAUAAGAAGAGAGUCCUUCCAAUGAGAAUGCAGAACCGUGUGUUUGUAUCCUUUACUAAUUCCACAGGUAUGGACUGUAAGAUGAUUGGACCAGAAACAUUGUGCUUUUGUCAACAUAGAUUUAGACAACAUAAAACAGAUUUCACUACUAUUCCAACAGAGAGACCUAUAAUGUUACCAUGUAAAGUAAAAGGAUGUGGCUGUGUUAGUUACCACUAUGUUCCACAGAAUGGCACACAACCUAUCAGAUGUUCUUGUAAACAUUUCACAGAUGAACAUUCAGUUAAAAAACCACACAAAUGUAAAUUAAGUGUAUCAGGAGGCUGUAAGUGUUCAGAGUUCAGGAGUUCCUACACAUGUGGAUGUGGUGAACCUUAUCAUUCCCAUCACAUGAUAGCUGAGACUAAAGAUGAAAGGUUAGCUAGAGGUCAUCCUGUAGGUCAAGAUGUUCCAUACCAGGCCAUGGGUGGUCUAACAGGAUUCUCAUCAUUGAUGGAGGGAUAUAUGAGGUUGGAUCCAAGUGGGAUAGGUGCACCAUCAAAAGAGUUUUUAGAACAACCUAUAACCUCACAUGACCAUCCUUUCCUAAGAGCUAAUGUACAAUCCAUCAAGACACAUAGAAUGAAUCAGAGAGCUAUUAAAGGUGGCGCUGAACCAGAGAUAGAUGAAGAUUUAGCAGAGAGAAUGUCUGCCAUGAGACGACCUGAUGAAUCAGACAUGGAUUAUUUUGAGCGUCGUUAUCAAGAGAGACAAAAGGCUGAGAGGGAAAGAUCUCGUGCCAGAGUUGUUGCAGCAAGAUCAAAACCAGCCAUUGGAAAAAGGACAACUCCAGCAACUAAUCCUAAGUCAAAGUAAACUGAAGUUUCACUCAAUUCAUUUCAUCUGUCUCAAAUUCAAUACUGUGAUAUUCUAAGACAUAUCUUAAAUUGAAAUAUUUUGAUGAAGGGAUAUUUUGGCAGUUUGAUCACAAAGUAGUGAUUAAAUUUUAGUAUUGCAAGUUUUGGCACUAUGUGUUUGAUUUUUUCACUUGUGGAAACAACCCUUAUGAAAGCGAUCCCUUAAUUAGUUUCUGAAGACUUGUUAAGAUGUAAAACAUAUAUAUAGAUAUAUAUUUUUUCCCCAGCAAACAAUGUUUUUGGGGUUAUAUAGGAAUCACCCUGUCCCUCUCUUCAUCUGUCUAUCUGUCCAUGUGCCUUGAAAGCACAUCUAAAUGGUUGGGCAGAUAUUGAUGAAACUUGACACAGUUGUAGAACACUACCCAAGGAAAGUUAUAUCAUCCCAGUCCUACAUCUUGCCAGGGGAGUUAAUCAAAUUUUCUUCCUUAAAUAUUGAAUUAAGUGGUAAUAGUCUCUCAUAAGUCCAACUCCUCAUGAAUUGCUGGACAGAUAUUGAUAUUGAAAUUUAGUGUAUUUGCAGAACACUACUUGUGGAUGUUCAUAAUAAUCCUGUUCCAACUUGUACAUGUGGAGAUAAUCGAGAUAACUUACUUCAAUAUUCUAAUUGUAUUGUGGGCUGAAAAGGGGUAUCCUUUUUUUGAGUUCACUCUCAGAUCUUGUUUUUUUGACUUAAAUAUACUAGAAAUCCUCAAAGUGAACACUUUUGAUGUUGAAUUUACAAUUUAACUAAAUAUUGUAACCUAUUAUUUCUGAAUUUGCACUUUAAUCAGACCUAAAUAUUAUCAAAGCCAAAAUAUCCAUACUUGUGUUAUUCAAUUAAAGUGAGAUUUGAAUAUUUACAGUGUUUUUUUUCUUCACAUUUUUAACAGCUGUCUUUUCAAUGUCAAUGUCAGGAUUUCUUAUGGUCUUUUUACUAUUCUAUUCAAUGGAAUAGUUUUGUUUGAAAAGUAAUGAUACAUUUAUUUUAAUAUUUCUUUGAUAUUUUUAGAAAGUGAUUUUACAGUAGAACAAAUUUACUUGACUUGAAGAUAUUACAGGAAGGUGUUUAUUUUUGUGUCCCUGUUAUUGCAAAUUAUGUUUACUUUAUGGAUAAUUAAUUUAUUUAGCAUAAAUGCUGGAAUUUCAUUUGUGGUUUCACUUUGACAUUUUUCAUACUAAAAAAUGACUUAAAAGUCUCCACUUGACUCGAUUAAAAGUUGUUUUCCAUUACAAUUGGGAAAGGACAUAAUUUUACAUGCAUGUUUUUUAUUACUUUUAUCUUUAAUCUAAUUUUUGAUGCCACUUUUAAUUGGAUAAAAUUGCAACUAUUCUACAAAAUCCAAAAUAAAUAAUGCCAAAGUACUCUAAAUGUGUUAUUCAUCUGCUUCCUUCAAUAUUAUACACUUAUUUUUGAAAAAAAUAAUAGUAAUAUAUUUUGAAUCCACAUUAGAUGCUUACAUUUAUUAACUGGAUGUGCUAAUAUAUCACAUAGAAACUUAAUUUGUAGUCAUUAAGUCUGAAAUAGUACCAAAAUUUGGUUAUGCAGUGCUAUACUCAUGAUGAGAUUUUUUUUUUAUAAAAAUUGCCCUUUCAGUAUUUUUUGUUUAUUGUUAAUUUUGCAUUAAAAUAUUUAUGUUUUCAAAUAAAUGAAAAUAACAGAAA
This is a messenger RNA of Mytilus californianus (California mussel), 2771 nucleotides long. RefSeq names its product protein FAM221A-like. The transcript has 8 exons. The record is from RefSeq and is a predicted model, not a curated record. The coding region runs from base 103 to 1089 and encodes 328 amino acids. NCBI's taxonomy places the organism in Eukaryota, Metazoa, Mollusca, Bivalvia, Mytilida, Mytilidae.